AUGAAAUUCUAUUGCAUCGAAGAGAAUAUUAAGAAAUUCUUCUUCAACUAUGGCGGUUUCAUCGCCAGGCACCCGUUGUGGUUCCUAUUCUCACCGAUGUUGCUGGCUGGAGUACUCGGUGUUGGAAUUUCGUUCAUUACAAGUGAUCAGAGCGUAGAGAAUUUAUACACACCGGAGAAUGGGCAGGCGAAAACAGACCGGAAAACAGUGGAAGAGCUUUUUACACAACAUGGCGACAACGACACCUUAGUGACUCGUUUGACAAGUCUUGGUCGAUCGGGGAAAGUAAUCAUACAAAGACAAGAUGGUGGAAACGUUUUGACGGAGACUGUCUUUAAAGAAAUUCUUCAUCUUCAUGAAGAAAUUCUUAAUCUUCAUGGGACGAUGCUACACAACGAUUCGGUGGAUACAUUUUAUUUUGUUGAUCUCUGUGUCAAAUGGAACAAUACUUGUAAUGAAAACGCAAUACUGUCUGUUUACGAUUACAACUCAAGCAUGUUACAGGCGAUCAAUCUGACUUAUCCUGUCUACAAUUCAAACAAACAGUUUGUAUUUUCUGGUGGAGAGCUGGGAGGAGUGAAGUUCAAAUCUAAUUUAUCGGAUGAAGUACUUUCAGCAGAGGUCAUGCAGUUGUCUUACAUCUUACGGCAUCAAGACAGCAUGGACGACCAACGUAGUGCUCUAUGGGAGGACGAGUUUCUUCAAGUUGUUGAAGCCUUCAAUGCAACUGAGAUAAGAGUCACUCGCCAGGUAUCCAGUACUCUUGAGACAGAGUUAGAUAAAGCCAGCUCCAAUGUCAUCAAAGACUUUAGUAUCACUUUUACUUUGCUGAUUACCUUCAGCAUUUGUUCCUGUGUGAUGUUGGACUGGGUACGGAGCAAGCCUUGGUUGGCCGGUUGUGGGGUGAUAUCUGCCGGCCUAGCUGUGCUCUCAUCGUUCGGUCUGAUGGGUUACAUCGGAGUACCUUACAUCAAUGUGGUGGGAUCGGCACCAUUUCUUAUUAUUGGUAUUGGAGUCGACGACAUGUUCAUCAUGGUUGCUGCCUGGCGACAGACUGGCGCCAGACUGCCCGUGGAAGAGCGCAUGCGUCAAGCCUUCUCCGAGGCUGCCAUGUCGAUAACCAUCACGUCCAUCACAGAUGCCUUGGCUUUCGGUAUUGGCGCUAUAACGUACUUCAGAUCGGUGCGUAUAUUCUGCAUUUAUACCGGCGCGGCUGUCGUCUUUGACUACGUAUACCAGAUUACUUUCUUCGGUGCCUGCAUGGCUCUAUUUGGUAGACGUGAGGCGGCGAACAGACACUGCAUGUCAUGUCUUAAAGUCAAACCUAAGGAGGAGACCGAAUCUACAGCGUACAAGAUAUUCUGCGCAGGUGGGUCAAAACCAUCAGCCGACCAAGAUGGGGACUUCAACGAUCAUGCCUUGAUGAUAUUCUUCAAGAAGUAUUACGGCCCCUUUAUCACAAGAUGGUGGAUCAUAAUUCUUAUCAUAGUCUUAUACCUUGGCUACCUGGGUGCCGCCAUCUAUGGAUGUACCCAGGUACAAGAAGGUCUUAGUCUACGCAACCUCGCCCGAGAUAACUCAUACGCUGCUGACUUCCUAGAUCUGGAAAGUGCCUACUUCAAGCAGUAUGGUCCGCAGGUUGCAUUGGUGUUCACCGAGAAAAGAGACGUCUGGACUCCUAUAGUACAAGACAUCAUGGAACAGACUUUAACAAAGAUGGAAGACAACGAGUAUACGUUUAGUAGAGAGCAGAAUCUGUCUGCUUCAUGGCUACGGGACUAUCUUGAUUUCCUGAACUCUACCAACCUCAAAGAACCAAACCAGGCCCAGUUCAUCAACAUACUCCGAGACGAUUUCCUCAAACAUCCAGCCUUCAAACAGUACUCCCUUGAUAUUGUUUUCUGCGAUAACGGCACCAACAUUAAGGCCUCGAGAUUCUUUGUCACAACGAAGGACCUGAACACCACCGAAAAAGAAAGAUUCAUGACGACUGAGCUGAGACAAAUUGCAAAGGAUUCAGAGCUACCUGCAAUAGUCUACCACCCAUCCUUCAUCUUCUAUGAUCAAUACAUAUCAAUCUUGCCAAACACGCUUCAGAACUUAGGCAUCGCGGUCGGAGCUAUGUUUAUUAUAGCUUUAAUCAUGAUCCCUAACCCAAUCUGUUCUUUCAUCGUUACUCUGGCUGUAGCCUCUAUCGUUACAGGGGUGGUUGGGUACAUGACCUUUUGGCAAGUCAACCUCGAUUCCAUCGCCAUGACGAACCUCAUUCUCUGCAUAGGGUUCAGUGUGGAUUUCUCAGCACACAUCAGCUACUCCUACGUCACAGCAGACAAAUGGUCACGUCAGGCCAACAUCAUCCAUGCUCUGUACUCCGUCGGCAUGCCCAUCGUACAGGGUUCCCUCUCUACCAUACUCGGCGUCGUAGUUCUCGCCUUUACAGAUUCGUACAUCUUCAGAACCUUCUUCAAGACGAUGUUUCUUGUUAUUUUCAUCGGUGCCUUGCAUGGACUUGUUUUCCUCCCCGUUUUCCUCCGGCUCACAAUUCCCGUGAAGACGAGUCCCCCAACGAACUACGCGAACGGUACUGCAAUGGUUGUGGUUCCAGUCGACCAUCAACCGAGGCUGGCCACCGUGUCCUCCCACGUCGCACCCAGACCGCUCUCUGCACCCUGUUACAUCAACAACCACAAGACGAUGCCCACCACCCCGUUGUCCCCAAGCCCUCCAUCAUAUCAAGACUACCUGCGAGAUUUGGCGUCUGACAGAUCAUUGCACAUCCCUAGGGCUAGGCCUAUGUCAGCGUAUUGA
Asterias rubens (European starfish) is the source of this 2808-nucleotide messenger RNA. RefSeq names its product patched domain-containing protein 3-like. Gene Ontology annotation, cellular component: membrane. Lineage: Eukaryota; Metazoa; Echinodermata; Asteroidea; Forcipulatida; Asteriidae. The record is from RefSeq and is a predicted model, not a curated record. Bases 1 to 2808 code for a protein of 935 amino acids. The transcript is spliced from 2 exons.